UUUUUGCUUUUUUACCCUCUUUCUCUCUCCCUUCUCUCCUUCCCCUUUCUUUUUUGCGCCUUGCCCGUAACUUCUCUCCAGCAGCCCACUUUCUCCUUUCUUUUUUCUUCUUCAUUUUCAUUUCAAUCCUUCCCCACAUUUAAUUUUCAUAAGCCAUUUUAUUUGUCACUAUGGUGUUCACGAAUGAAUAUGGAGCGCCGCAGACCUGGAAGCCAUCGUCGUCUGGAGCCGCCGCCCAGAUGCUGCCAUGGCCUGGAAAAUUGCAGGGCUGACCACCCGCGAGCGUUUCCGACAUGGAGUAUCGAUUUACGACUUGGUGAAUUGUUGUUGACCCAUUGCCACCGUGGCAUUCAUUCCCCCUUCAUCUUCCUUCUAUCCAAUCUUCUUAACCCAAACUCAUUAGAUACUAAUUUGCCUCUUUUUGUUAUUGUGGCUUAGGGUUUUAACUCUGUUUUUUUCUUUUAAAUUUUAUAUUUUAUUGAUAUUUUAUUGUCGUUUAUUUGACACUUUUGUUUCACUAUAUUAUUUGAGAACAUCAUUUUUUUGUACAUAUCCUUUAAAGUUCUGAAUUUCUUAUUAUAGGUGCUUUUGAGCUCAUAUUUUUGUGAGUGGUUGUGCUUGGGUUGCUGUAUUGGAAUACAUUGUAAUGUUACUGUUGUUGUGUAACCAAAUAAUGAUUUUCAUAUUUUCCAUAAGCCUAUUAUUGCUGAUAUCAAUAUUAGGGUGCUAAAGUAUUUUGUUUCUCUUAGUUCAAACAUUUGUUUUUGGAGAGUUACUAUAUUCUUUAAUUAUCAAAGUGAUGUUGUUUUUCUAGUUAUGAUCAAACAUUUGGUUUGACAAAAAUCUUCUUUUUGAAAUUUAAUUGAAUGUCCUAUUAUGUUAUUCGAAUCUUUGUCCCGUUGAAAGCUAAGAAUCUGUUUGAAAUCUACAAUGUUGUUUUUUUAUCGCUUAGUAAUAUGUUUCAGAAUUUGGUAUUUAUAACAGGCAUUCUAUUCAAAAUUUCCUUAUAGUCUGCAUCCUCCUGAUUUGCUUUUUUGUUUUAUUGAGUGGCUAAGUGGUUCCAGUCUGUCGGGAUAGAUUUAAAAAUGUUCCAUACACAUGAUAAGUAUUCAUCGUUAUCUUCCCUAUAAUAUGUAUUCUACUACUCUUUUAGUACUUAAGUUUGGUUUGUGGAAGACGAGUGAAUAUUAGUUUCAUCUUUAGAAGUCUUACACUAUAUCAUUGAUCUGCACCAAAUUUGAGUAAAAAAAUCUCUGUUUUCUUAUAUGAAUAGAUCAGAUUCUGCUCAAGUUAAAUGCCCAUGUGGGUAGUACCCUUUCCUGGAUCCUAAUAACCAUGUAGUUAUGCCAACGUUCACUGAGAUGCCCUUUUAGGGAAAUUAAAAAGACAACAAAAUUUAAUUUAAUAAGUUAUGAAAAUCUGUAUUCUCCUUGCCAUAUAUCUAUAUAGAAACAUGGCCAUUCUAUAAUCAGACAGGCUAUAUAAUUCCAUAUGUUUCAAAUUGCAUUCCAGGUGAAGUCCUACAUAAAAAAUUAAAGGUUUUGCCCUAUGGCAUUUGGACUAGUGUUUGCUAACUAUAUAUAUGUCUCCUGAUUUUUAUAAAGAGAAGAUGCAUAUACUUUGUAUUCUUGAUUGGGGAUGAUAAUUUUAUAAAUGUACUUCAUUUGCAUUGAGUUAACUGAAUUCUAUUCAUGUGUUUAGUUGGAUAAUUAUGAUUAGCAGCCCCCCCCCCCCGCACUUUCUGGCAUUCUGUCCUGAAAUUUACUAGCCAUGCACUGCCGUUUAGCAGUUUUGUUCUAUCCUGGUGUAACUAUGCCCUUAUAUUGUACUUAUCAGGAAAAGUACUCCCUCAAGAGGAGAUCCGGGACAAGAAAUCUGUUGUUUGGAGAUGCUCAUAACAUGGAUGAGAGAUAUUGUUCCAACUGCCAAGUUAAUAUUUAAUAGAUGCUAAAUUAGCUUGAACUUUGUACCGUUGAGAUAUAUUGACUAGUUGUCUAUUAGUUUUAGAAAGUUAUUGAUGUAAUUAUGUAGAAUCAAUAUUGAAUGAGGUGUUUUUUAAUCAUAUUAUACUUUUCUAAAUGUUGUCCAACAUUCUAUUAUGUUUAAAUGUAAUACGAAGUAUAAGUUUUUUGCUUUGCCUC
This is a messenger RNA of Cuscuta europaea, 2141 nucleotides long. Lineage: Eukaryota; Viridiplantae; Streptophyta; Magnoliopsida; Solanales; Convolvulaceae. The record is from the annotation of a GenBank genome assembly.